GGUGGGCAUGGAGGGAGAAAGGGAGGUGGGCAGAGAGGGAGAGGGAUACAUUGGGGUGGGCAGAGUUAGAGUGGUGAACAGAGAUAGAAAGGGGGGGAGAGGGAGGGAGAGAGAUGGAGAGAGAGAGAGAGAGAGAGAGAGAGAGAGAGAGAGAGAGAGAGAGAGAGAGAGAGAGAGAGAGAGAGAGAGAGAGAGAGAGAGAGGGAGAGCAAGGACCGGAGGGAGUGCAGCAGAAUGGAGAUGUAGGCGUGGAGUGCACUACUCAACCAGCGCUUGAUCUUAACUUUUGGGUGUAUCUUUA
Closterium sp. NIES-67 is the source of this 301-nucleotide messenger RNA. The record is from the annotation of a GenBank genome assembly. Lineage: Eukaryota; Viridiplantae; Streptophyta; Zygnematophyceae; Desmidiales; Closteriaceae.